UCUGGGGGGGUCGGCUUAGGAAAUCCAGGCAUGGUUUGGAUGUCCCCAACACCUCUGAUGGGACAACCCCAGCGAGGAAAAGGAUCCAGGAAAUCUUGGAAGAGAAAUUCGGGAUCUGGCUGAGACUGGGAAAGGAACACCCGGAUUCUCCUUGUCUGGAAGGGCAGGAGCAGGAAGGAAAAGGCGCUGCCAGCUCCUCUGUGUCCCCCACAGGUGACCCAGCCCAGCGCCAUGUGCUCCCGCCAGGACAAGGACCAGUGCCACCAGCAGGAACGGGCCUCGUGCCACAGCAGCGGGUCCGGUUGCCACGGCAGCGGUGGCGGAUCCGGUUGCCACAGGAGCAGCGGAUCUGGCUGCCACGGCAGCGGUGGCGGAUCUGGAUGCCAGAGGAGCAGCGGAUCUGGUUGCCACAGCAGCGGAUCCGGUUGCCACGGGAGCGGUGGCGGAUCUGGAUGCCGUGGGACCAGCGGAUCUGGCUGCCAUGGAAGCAGUGGCGGCAGCGGAUCCAGUUGCCACGGGACCAGCGGAGGAUCCUGCCAUGGAAAUCAGCAGGAGUGCCAGCAGCAAAUCUACCAAGUGUCCUCAAAUAAGUGAUGGCCCCAUCACCCCAGCAUGCGGGUGAUCCACAGGAUCCACAGGAUGAUCCACACGAAUGCCUCAGAUCCUGUGCCGUGUUUGGAAAGCUUUGCGUGUCUCCAGCAAUUCCCAAGGAAAUUUUUCUUUCCCCUUCCCUUGUGAACCCUGUAACCUGUCCUGAGCUUUUCCGUGGCUGCUGAAAUAAACUCUUUGCUCA
Molecule: messenger RNA, 793 nt
Organism: Ficedula albicollis (Collared flycatcher)
Lineage: Eukaryota; Metazoa; Chordata; Aves; Passeriformes; Muscicapidae
Product: loricrin-like
Exons: 2
Coding region: 232-594 (120 amino acids)
Source: RefSeq, a predicted model, not a curated record